This is a messenger RNA of Dermatophagoides farinae (American house dust mite), 935 nucleotides long. It is a transcript of the gene PIG-L, whose product is annotated as phosphatidylinositol glycan anchor biosynthesis class L. Gene Ontology annotation, cellular component: endoplasmic reticulum. NCBI's taxonomy places the organism in Eukaryota, Metazoa, Arthropoda, Arachnida, Sarcoptiformes, Pyroglyphidae. The record is from RefSeq and is a predicted model, not a curated record. Gene Ontology annotation, molecular function: N-acetylglucosaminylphosphatidylinositol deacetylase activity.
UGUUUUUGUAAAUAAAUAAAUAAACACGAUCCAGAUCCAUAUAUAUAAUGAGAUAAUCUAGUUCAUUAGAAAUGUUAUCUUUUCUAUUAUUUUUAACAAUUUUAUUCAUUUCAUGGCUCAUUUUGAAACAUCGAAUAAUCAAAAUUAAUAUUAAUCAUAAUGUUUUAUUGGUCACUGCACAUCCAGAUGAUGAAUUAAUGUUUUUCGGUCCAACAUUAUUAAAUGAAAUUCGUUCAAGAAUUGAAAAUUAUGACGAAAAACGACCAACAAAAAUCCAUCUACUUUGUCUUUGUACCGGUGAUUAUUAUGGUGAUGGUGAAAAACGUAAACAAGAAUUAAACGAUGCUUUGAAUGAAUUAUUUCGAUCAACAUUCGAUAAUUCAUCUGUGAUUAAUUCGAAAAAAUCAAUGCAAGAUUUAUUGAAUGAAUUGUUCAUCUGGGAAAUUCGUGAUGAUCCUGAAUUGAUAGAUUCACCUGUGGCCGAUUGGCAACCAUAUUAUAUAAUGAAAAUUAUUCAAGAAUAUUGUCAACGAAAUGCAAUCACAAAAAUCAUUACAUUCGAUCAAUAUGGUGUUAGUGGUCAUUCAAAUCAUUCAGCCAUAUAUGAAGCUGUCAAUAAGCUAACUGAAUUCAAAAAUUUAAACAUAGAGAUUUGGUUCCUAAAAUCUGUAUCAAUCAUACGAAAAUAUCUAGCCAUAUUUGAUAUCGUAUUCACUGUAUUAUCAUCAUCAUUUCAAAAUAAUUGGAACAUUUAUUUGAUAUCAUCAUUAAAAGAUUAUCUAAUCAUUGUACAUUCAUUACGAAAACAUUAUAGUCAAAUGGUUUGGUUUCGACGGCUACUAUAUGCAUCUACAUCACGUUAUUUAUUCAUCAAUUCAUAUCAUCAAGUGAUAUUCAAUCAAACAGAUAAAAAAUUCCAAUAAUUGAUCCAUUUU